GUGCAUAUAUACCGAUUCAGUAAACGAGUCGCCGGGCGCGCGUUCGGUCGCCAAGAGAGGAGCGCGUCGAUUAUACAGCGCAAAUGAUUCGCGCAACUUGGACGCCGAUCGCGAUCAACAUGGCCUCGCAAAGUUCCAUCGUUUUAGGACUGACGCUUUGCGCUUUUGUCACGGCGAUCGCGGCAUCGUCAUCCUCGUCGUCGAAUUACCAAAUCACGACGGAAGCAUCGACAACUGAAGCAGCAUCGACGACGAUAACAUCGGUCAAGAACAUGAGCAGCGAGCAUCGCCUGGCCAAGCUCGUCAAAUUGUUCUCCAAACCGGGAGCUUUCAAUCAGAUCGACGCGAUAUUCAGCGAGGAAGAGUCCGAGUACGAGAUCAACAGUCGUGAACAGUUGCAAGCCGCGUCGAGAUUUUCGAGCCAAUCAGCGACUACGACCACGAAGACCACGACCACAAGGUGUCCCGACGGCGAGCAAGGUCUGGAAUGCAGACGUGCGGAGGCGCGACGUUCCGUCGAUUGUCCCCGAGGUGACUGUUUCUGUUACAACUGCGCGAAGGCCGGACCCGAACUAUGGGUAUCUUGUUGCAAGGAGAGCCUGAAAUGUUGCUCUCAUCUGGCCGCAGCCUGUCGACUCUGCGAUCAACCGGUCCUCUAUCCGUUUUGCGCAAAAAGCUUCAAAAAGUGCCUGAAUCAACUCAACGAUAAAAAAUUGCUCUGAAAAGAGACAUACACCUCCUUUCCUUCUCGGUUCCAGCCUCGCUUCACGACAGGAUCUUGACCGAUUUUUUUUAUUUUUUCUUUUGAAUCAAAUGCUCGUAUACUCAAAAUAAGUGUGAAAAAUACCUCAUGUUCGUGGUUUUUUUACGUUCAGAUAGGAAUUUAUGAAUUAUUUAUUGUACUGAAUACUGGCAUAAGAUUAAAAAUACGUAAAAAUAAAAAAACUUAUUUUCGAUUAAA
Trichogramma pretiosum is the source of this 961-nucleotide messenger RNA. RefSeq lists its product as uncharacterized. Lineage: Eukaryota; Metazoa; Arthropoda; Insecta; Hymenoptera; Trichogrammatidae. The transcript has 3 exons. The record is from RefSeq and is a predicted model, not a curated record. The coding region runs from base 84 to 722 and encodes 212 amino acids.